Molecule: messenger RNA, 3844 nt
Organism: Actinia tenebrosa (Australian red waratah sea anemone)
Lineage: Eukaryota; Metazoa; Cnidaria; Anthozoa; Actiniaria; Actiniidae
Product: orexin receptor type 2
Biological process (GO): G protein-coupled receptor signaling pathway
Cellular component (GO): plasma membrane
Molecular function (GO): G protein-coupled receptor activity
Source: RefSeq, a predicted model, not a curated record
GUUAUUGUGUUGCUGAGGCUCCAGAAAGGACUCUUUCUGAGGAGCAAGAUUCUUAUCUGCUGCGAAUUUGACUGGUGUUUCCGGGAUGUUGACUGUUUGUAUGGUUUGGUAGUGAAUCCAACAGCUGGCACUUUUAAAGGAAUCAAAGGCAUACUUCAAGAACUGGUUUUGUGACGCCGACAACUGGUUAGACAGCUCGUAACAAAAUUUAAGCGCUUGACAACUUUUGGAGACAUGAGUCGCUGAUGUACAGCGUUGGAAAGACAUGAUAUCCAAGCCCAGUUAGAGUACUGACGCGUAGUGUUAGAGUUAAGCUUCCAAGAGGGCAAACAUGUCAUCGUUUUACGAAGCAGCUGUUGUCGAAUAAAACAUAAGAAAAACGGCACAUUUGACAGAAACUAAUAGCAAAACUAAAGCGAACAGCGGAAGAGACACAGACAGAGGAAGCCAAGAGGGACGGGAAGUACGUGAUCUUCAAGUCGUGUGACAGAGAAUCUUGUAACAGCAAAACACAAUCAAUGCAAGCUGGUGGGUCAGAGAUCUUUGAGGAGGCAUUUUGAGAAAAACUCAUUUAAAAAACCAAGACUCUGGCAUAUAUAAAAAGUGUAAAAAUAUACGCAUGCUUAAGUCAAGAACCAGGGAAUCAUCCAAAAGAGACGUGUAAUACUGCCUCACCCAAGCCAUCUCAAGGUCAAAUUGAAAAGCCUUCGGUUUUUGAACCAAAUAAAACAGCAAGACAGCGCGGAGAUAUAACAUAAUAACUUCCUUAGUUCAUUGGUAUAAAGUGAUUGAAAUCUAGACUCGGAGCAAGUUUGAUCGUCGAGGGGACACAAGACGCUGUGUUUCUAGAACCUGCUACGAAAAGAAAUCUAAUUUAUUAGAAAAAAAGUGAAAAAAACGGGAGCUUUACUGAGAGACAUCUUGAAGAAAGGAACGCUGAAAAAAGCUCGAUUUUACUGAAUCUGACCUUGUCUUUCAAGGUUUUUAUCAGAUGUACUUAUAAAAUCAAAGUCUGAGGCCAAGUCCCUAAAUCGGUUCCUAGAACGGCUUGUUCAAAUUACAAGCCAUCAUAUGAGCUAUUGACAUUUUACAUUCGAUUGACGGAACACUGAAUUGAAAGUCGCAGGAAUGGAGAACUCAACGUUGUUGACAGAGUCUUUAAACGCUACGGCCAACACAGAAACAUCAAUGAAAGGACUAGUAAUCGUCGAGUACACUCUAUUCGCUAUUAUAUUUAUCGUUGGAGUUGUCGGGAACAUCCUCGUAUGCCUAGUAAUCUUGAAAACACCGAGCAUGCGAAGCACGAGAAAUUAUUUAAUCAUCAACCUAGCCAUUGCUGACAUAACAGUGGCUUUGGUUUGCAUUCCCUUUGAUGUGGUGAUAAAGAUAUAUGGUGAUACAUGGGUACUCGGAGCAGCGCUUUGUAAAAUUAUCUGGCCAUCCAUGACUUUGGUGACCACCUGUUCCGCUGCUACUCUGGCGGCCAUCAGCUAUGACAGAUAUCGUGCAGUAGUUCACCCAUGGAAACCACGACUAACCCAAAGACAAACAGCCAUCGUCAUCUUCAUCACCUGGGUCUUUUCCUCCAUCAUCGUACUUCCUUACGUCGUCGUACUCAAGCUCGACGAACAGGGCUGUAACGAGUACUGGCACAAAGACUUAUACCGGCAAUUAUACACAGCGUUCCUCUUUGUCUUUUCUUACUCACUCCCGCUUGUCAUUAUCGCGUUCGCAUACGUAAGGGUCGCCCUAAAGCUUAAGGAACAGGCUGAAAAGAUCGCCCGAAACAAGAAAGCAAGUGGCGCAAUUUCAAUGACAAAUUACAGCUGGUCCAAAACCGCAAAAGAAGACAUCAGUGAGAAUCUAACAUCGUCGCCUCGUCACUAUAAAAAAGAUUGCGCCCUUCUGCAGGACUUCAACAGUGGAUACGCCAACGACAAGUCAACCCCUUCACCCACCACACCAGAAAAUCCACAAAAAGAGGUGAAAAGACUCGAACGCAACACCAGAAUCGUCAAGAUGUUAGUAACUGUUGUUUUGAUUUACGCGUUGUGUCUUUUGCCCAAUCAACUUGUGUGGAUGUGGAUUGAGUUCGGCGACGGAACAUCAUAUCCGCGGCUCACUACAUUAUUAACUUUCACAGGGAUGCUGGUAUAUAUUAACAGUAUCGUCAACCCUUUUCUUUAUGCAGGGAUGAACGAUGAGUUUAAAAAAGGCUUUGAGAAGCUCCUCUGUUGUAAAAGAGAAUAUGGGAAGAGAUUUUAACGUAUAAUGAUUUUAGAAAAAAUCCUGAGUGAAGAAGCACUAUAUAACCAAGAAGAAAAAGCACUUCUAUACACACAGGGUAGAACAGAAUAUCAUGUCAUUGUCAGUCAUUUUUCACUUGUAUAUUCUCGUUAUAAAUCGUUAGGAAACAGAUUCUAUAACUAUUAAAAACAUGUUGGAAGGGUGAGUUGGUUCUCCGCCUCGAACCAACUAAAACACUAGGCAGAUAAAGCAGAGACGUCAUGUACUAGGGCGAUUAAGUCUGGUUCACACAAGCGUCGUAAUCGUAAUCGGAAGCUAUACACGCAGACUUAGUGGCGUACUGCUCAUCAGUAACAGUGUUUGUCUUUUUUUACAACUGGGUGAUAAAUGCGAUACUGAGUCUGUGUAUGCUGCGYAUGCGUACCAUUCCGAUUCCGUCGCCAGCGUGAACCAGGCCUUAAAGACGGUAACGCAAACAGGUUAUGAUUCUAUCGUACGUGCGUACCGUGGCCUUGACUGCUGACAACUUCAUCAGGACGCGAAAAAAAAAACCAUUAAAGGAGGGUUACUUGCCAGGCACGUUGCCCCAAAACGCUUGCUCAUUGGUCGAGGCAGCAUCGAAACACCACAAAUCCUUCAGCGUCCAGGACUGUAUGGAUGUUUUAGAAGUUAAAACAUACGUAACUUGAUUUUGAAAACUCAGAUUAAUCGUCUUUCUUUCUACUCAAGUAAUAUUAUUGACUAAACUCUGAUUAUGUUGUGACAGUCAAAACGCAGUUCUCAAUGACAGGAAUUUUAACAAUAAAAACUGGAUGAACGUUCGGUACCUCUUUGCAAGAAAUUAAAUUAGUUAUUUAGCUAAAUCGCAUGAUUUAGAUUUAAAGGUAAAAGAAUUUUUAGUCAGAUUUCAGACAAAAGAACUAGAGCUGAUGACAAGAACUUUCUGAUAAUACCGAAGAUCAAAAAGUCAACGUUUGGAGGCCGAAGUUUUAGCUUUACUGCGCCUUAUCUCUGGAAUAACCUGCCUGUUAACAUCAGAUGUGAGCAGAAUAUAAAAACAUUCAAAAAAAGUUGAAAACCUAUCUUUUUUGAACAUUGAGUAUUUCUACAGCAUUCAUUUAGCUAGUCAAUUUUCGCAUCAUUUUGUUUUGCGGAUUAUUUAUUUAACAUUAUUUUUAAUUUAUAUGUAUUUUCCACAAGUUUUAGAUUGAAAUUAUGAACAUUUUACACAUAGUUAUUGUAAAUAUUUUUUUCAUUUUAUUUUACUUUAUAUAUAUAUUUGUUUUAUGUAUGUUAUUAAUGUAAAGCGCUUUACUACGGAUCUCAUUGAACUGUGGCGACACGUCAAAAUUUUGUCUCGCUACCACACCCUAAUUCGUCUACUUACACGCCUACUUUUGUUACAUGUAUUACAGUGAAUACCUUACUGGCAAUGUGCUAGAUCCGAGACAGUGACAAAAGUAGGCGUGUCAGUGGACGAACUAGGGUGUGGUAGCGAGACAAAUUUUUGACGUGUCGCCACAGUUCGGUGAGAUCCGUAGUCAAUAUUGUAUAUAAUGCGCUAUAUAAAUAAUAAAGUUAUUAUUAUUAUUUUAAA